This is a messenger RNA of Eremothecium sinecaudum, 1059 nucleotides long. RefSeq names its product cyclin-dependent protein kinase-activating kinase CAK1 (gene CAK1). The record is from RefSeq and is a predicted model, not a curated record. Gene Ontology annotation, biological process: protein phosphorylation; regulation of mitotic cell cycle. Gene Ontology annotation, molecular function: protein kinase activity; ATP binding. NCBI's taxonomy places the organism in Eukaryota, Fungi, Ascomycota, Saccharomycetes, Saccharomycetales, Saccharomycetaceae. The coding region runs from base 1 to 1059 and encodes 352 amino acids. Gene Ontology annotation, cellular component: nucleus. The transcript has a single exon.
AUGACUAAAAACACAUCCUCUCAGGUAAUAUGCACCACUAGAUACUCCAGGAUCGUAAAAUUGGGUAACAAUGUUGUUGCAAAAUCGGUCAAGUUAGAAGGUCAAAGUGCCCCACAUGAUGUUGAAACAGAAUUACAAAUACUACAGAAGUGUAAACAUCAAAACAUUAUUCCGUUAUUGUCUUCAUCAUUGAGUAAAGGAGUAGUUGAGUUUACUAUGCCCUAUAUUACUAGUGAUUUAUUCCAGUUUAUGAAAUGCCAAUAUCGUACGUCACACCGAGCAUAUUUAGAGCCUUUGCUAAAUCUGUCCGAUGCAUCUGAAUCAACUGGUAAACUAAGGAAAAACAAGCUAAGUAUGAGUAGAACACUGGGUAUUAUACGCCAAAUAUUAGACGGGCUUAGCCAUAUACACUCAUUAGGGAUCAUUCAUAGGGACAUCAAACCUCAGAACAUUCUCAUAGAUACCGCGACGGACCAUAUAUAUAUAAUUGACUUUGGUAUUUCCUAUGACACAACGCAGCGAACACAUAAGUAUGGGGAGUCUGACGAUUUAAAGAUCCAUGAUGUGUCGACUUCGAUAUACAAGGCUCCCGAGCUCAUGUUUAGCGUCCGCAAUUACGGCUUGGCGGCAGAUGUUUGGUCACUAGCGGUUAUGAUUUCUCAGCUGUUUCAAGAUCAGAUAUCAACACGUUGGGUGAUACCUGCGUUUGUUGAUGAUGGUGCGGAAGAGCUAGAGGCUGGUACUGAUAUUAAGGCGGUGAUGUCAAUUUUCCAGAACCUUGGGAUUCCAUCUCAGGAGCAGUGGCCACAAGUGGUGAAAUAUGGUAGUAGUGGAUUUGUUGGUAUGUUUGGAACAGAAGGAGACGGUAACUACAUAUUUGACAAGCCAUGGCCAGAGCAACUAGCACGUGCAGAAGCGAUGUUUCCACGUCUUCGCGAAGUAAGGAACUAUCAGGAGUUUGCCAAGUUGCUGCUGCGAAUGGUUAUAUUCGACACUGAUAAGCGAAUCACCUCAGCCGAGGCUCUUUCCACAUAUAAUGAAAUUACUCAUGCGACGUAA